Tachyglossus aculeatus (Australian echidna) is the source of this 3487-nucleotide messenger RNA. RefSeq names its product MAX interactor 1, dimerization protein (gene MXI1). The coding region runs from base 190 to 1032 and encodes 280 amino acids. The record is from RefSeq and is a predicted model, not a curated record. Gene Ontology annotation, molecular function: protein dimerization activity; RNA polymerase II cis-regulatory region sequence-specific DNA binding; DNA-binding transcription factor activity, RNA polymerase II-specific. Gene Ontology annotation, biological process: regulation of transcription by RNA polymerase II. The transcript has 6 exons. NCBI's taxonomy places the organism in Eukaryota, Metazoa, Chordata, Mammalia, Monotremata, Tachyglossidae.
CACACACACACACACGCAUUGUAUAGGCACCCACAUACAGACAUAUUCUCACCAAACUGCACAAGGAGAGGAUCGAAAAGCCAGCGAAAGCCUGUUCUCCUUUUCAUGGUUUUGCACCUUCCUGGGCUUCUCCCAAGAUAAACCACUAUCACGAAAUCUGUCAUUUUUUAAAAAAAAACUGCAUUAAAUAUGGGAAAACGUGGGAGACCGAGGAAAGAACUGAAAUGCGAGGCCGAGUUGGCUGCUUCUCCCGAACAGCCGCGAGAAGACCUCGCCGGAGAAAAGCUCAGGUGUCCGUUCAGUGACAUUUUCAACACCAGCGAGAGCUCCAUGGAAAAACAGAUCAACACUUUUCUGCAAAACGUGCAGAUUUUACUGGAGGCCGCCAGCUACCUGGAGAAAAUCGAGAAAGAAAACAAAAAGUGCGAACAUGGUUAUGCCUCAACCUUCCCCUCUAUGCCGAGCCCUCGGCUGCAGCACUCAAAGCCACCGCGGAGGUUGAGUCGGGCACAGAAACACAGCAGCGGGAGCAGCAACACCAGCACUGCCAACAGGUCUACGCACAAUGAAUUGGAAAAAAACCGGCGAGCUCAUCUGCGCUUGUGUUUAGAGCGCUUAAAAGUUCUGAUACCACUAGGACCGGAUUGCACCAGGCAUACGACCCUUGGCCUGCUGAAUAAAGCCAAAGCACAUAUCAAGAAACUUGAAGAAGCCGAGAGGAAGAGCCAGCACCAGCUUGAGAACCUGGAACGAGAACAGAGGUUUCUGAAGAGGCGGCUGGAACAGUUGCAGGGUCCCCAGGAGAUGGAGCGAAUCCGAAUGGACAGCAUCGGCUCAACAAUUUCUUCAGAUCGUUCUGAUUCAGAGCGAGAGAUCGAAGUGGAUGUUGAAAGCACAGAGUUCUCCCAUGGAGAAGUGGACAAUAUCAGCACCACCAGCAUCAGUGACAUUGAUGAUCACAGCAGCCUGCAGAGUAUUGGGAGUGACGAAGGUUACUCCAGCGCAAGUGUCAAACUCUCAUUCACCUCCUAGAACCCAGCAGGAUACACCAGGACAGGGCAGAUCAUUCAGUGGGCCAAUCCAAUCCACGCCGUUGCUUAAAUUGGGUUCAUGCUGCAGUCUCCUCUUUCAAAAAAACUAUACUUGAACCAAUAACAUUGCACAGAUCUAUAAUUAAAUGUCUCCUUAGCAGUAAACGGGGCAGAGACUCCCCCAGGAGCACAGAUGCGUUUGUGGGUUUGCUUCACAAAAUCACAGUUCCGUGUGGAAGCAGAGGUUUAACAUUGAAUUUCCUUCUUCUGCUUUAGUUGAUUUGAAAGAGGAUAUUGGAGAUUUAACCCCCUCCCUCCCUCUCUCUCUCUUCCCAGUUGGCUCACACUACAUUCAGGGGAUAGAUCUAAAGACUUCUUGAGCUCUGUGGUCCUAAGACAGCAAAAUAAAUACGCCCUCACUCAUGAAAAAUUAGAACCAUCAGGCAUUAAUUUUGUGUGUGGCAAAAUGCUAUUGCAGCUCUCCGCCUGAGACACCUGUCGCGAAACCUGUGGAUAACAAUUGUUUUCAAUGCUCAUUUCAUGCCCUGCCAAGGAGAGACUCCCAUGAAGCUUGUUGAGAGGGAUCACCCUUCCGCUCUGGUUUUGUUGGGCUCCAUUUUGAAGCCAGUCACCUUUCCUGCACUGCUAGCACAAGGGCACCAAACUCAUUUUUACCAGCACUUGGUGGGGCUGAACAAUGGAGAUAGCUGAUGGCACCUUUAGCAACACUCCACUGCAAGUUCAGUUUGGAGGCCUGAAAGUGGGGGGAAAAAAACAAAACAGCAUCAGUGUCUAUGUGAGCCUGAAGAGAGAUGCAGGCAGGGUCUGAGCCACUGCAACAUUUUUAUUUCCGAUUUUGAUAAAUGUUUGUAUGUGUUGAAAAACCAAAAUGACAUCUUUUUAAAGCUUGUCCAUAAGAAAUAUAGAUGUCUUUUAUAGUGGAAAAACACAAGGGGGAAAAAAAAUCAUCUAUUUUGAUGCAGCAUUUGAUAAUGAUAAAACACGUCACACCUCACUCUUUACAGUGCACAAAACAAAACGAAUGAGGUUUGGACUAGAUGGUAAAGGUCAGAUAUAGUGUUGUAGUUUCCUGUUAGAAUCAUUCCCUUUUUGCCAGUUUUUGACCUUCUGGUAUCUACACAGUAGUAGCACUAUCAUACUUAUAGUUAACAUAGUUAAGUUCAGCACUUCUCUUAUUAAUACAAAAUUUUGCCUUCAUUUUCCCAAGGGCAGUCUCUCUCUUUCUCCUUUUCCCCUCCACCUUCCUCUCCCCAUGCUCCCCAGUGUGCAGGUGCUGUUACCGAAUUCUUUCAGAAAUAUUCUCAUUUUUUCAAGCUGAGAUUUCUAACCUGCCCUUUGAGGUCUCAUUUUCCUUUUGUCUUGCAAAUUUCCAGGCUUGCCCAAGGCCCUCCUCCCCAGCCCUCACCUUCACCCUCAGCGAAUCUUUUGGGAGACCUCACCUCUGGCGUUGUUUGAACUUUGUAUACCUUAAAUAAUUUAACUACUCCUAAUUACUAAAAAUGCUUUAUGAAUUUCGUAACUUAUUGCUGAUUAUAAUGGGUUGUUCAUUUCAGUCCUGUAGACUUAUUUUACGUUUUAGAUAGAACAGGGCAAGAAAAAGCAACACUGAAAAAGAAAUAAAGACAACCUUAUUUAGCAGUGCAGUUGAGUUGUGUGUUAAUGUUAGUCUAUCCUGUAAAAGUAGCACUUUAACAACAUUCACCACGUCUGUGAGUGUGAAAUGUAUUGUGGUCUGCCAUCUUGGUCGUACAUAGGGCCUUAGCGUACACGUGUUCUUCUUGUGCUCUUCCUCUGCCUCAAAGAUACGAUUUACCUUAAGUAUGUGAAAUGACCAGGUGGAAGAAGGUCCUGUAGAGCUCAAAUAUGAGUAGGAAAUUAGAACUCCGUGAUUCAACCACGAAGUCCACGAGUUGUUGUUAAAAAUACAUUGAUCGAUGCCUAAUUCAUGACAAAAAUGUGUUUUUUUUGCGAGUGACGCAACCUAGUUCUGGUUUCAUUGCCAUCAUUUGUCUGGAGCAGGUCGUUGUUGUACAACUGAUUGCUGGUGUCUUUGCUGACUGCAGUAACUAGCGUAGAAAUCAAACGGGAGCCAUUGACUAAGCAGAUAGAGCUACAACUUUACCCUUAAUUGAGUCCCACAACUGGAAUGUGAGACAUUCUGCGGAGUUUAAGGUUCCCUCCUUGCCCCCCACAACACUCUUUUUGUUGCAUGCCCUCCUAAUGCAACUGUAAGAUGGCAGAUAGGAAGAUCUCCAUGGUGAAUGUUCACUACACAUUUCAACUGUCCCUGGAUUACUUCCUUCCCUUGGGUCAUUUCCAUUUUGGGGGGAAACAUUUGUAUGAUGAGAAAAGUAUUACUUUUUUUUUUCUUAAAGAUGAAUCAAUUUUGAAAACAGAAAAGCUAAAUUACCGAAAAAUAAAAUUGUGACUAAAGA